This is a messenger RNA of Cutaneotrichosporon oleaginosum, 1281 nucleotides long. RefSeq lists its product as uncharacterized. The record is from RefSeq and is a predicted model, not a curated record. NCBI's taxonomy places the organism in Eukaryota, Fungi, Basidiomycota, Tremellomycetes, Trichosporonales, Trichosporonaceae.
AUGAGACCCGCGCCAUCGCUGACAGAAGAAACUAUGGCCACUGAUCUCUUCUCGCUCCGUGAGAAGUUCUUUACUCUCCGCACCACCAAGGAGGAGGCUACCAAGCGCGCCGAGGACGCCGAGGAGAAGGUGAAGGCGCUCGAGGCCGAGCUCGCCGCCGUGCAGGCCGCGAGCUCUUCCGCUGCCGACGACUCCAAGCGCGCCGACGAUGCCGAGGCCAAGGCCAAGGCCCUUGAGGGCGAGCUCUUUGCCAUCAAGCAGGAGCUUGACCUGCUGAAGGACAAGGUCGCCGGCCUCGAGAAGGAGCGCGCCGCCGCCGUCGAGGAAGCCAAGAAGGCCCACCAGGAGGCUGAGGCCGCCACCAAGGAGGCCGACAACGCACACAAAGAGGCCGAGGCUGCGCACAAGGAGGCCAAGGCUGCGCACGACGAAGCCACCGCCGCUCACCAGGAGGCCGAGGCCGCGCAGAAGAAGGCAGUCGCCGCUCACGACGCCGACGAGCAGGCCAAGGCUGCCGCUAUUGCUGAGGCUGCCGCUGCCAAGGAGGCUGUUGCCGCCGCCGAGAAGCGCGCCACUGAGGCCGAGGCUGCUGCCGCUGCCGCCGCUGCGGGUGUCGCCGAGGCUGCCAAGGCCAAGGAGACUGCCGCUGCUGCCGAGCUUGAGGCUGCUGCCGCUGCCGCUAAGAAGGAGCUCGCCGCUGCCGUCUCCGAGAAGGAGGCCGCCGUUGCCGAGGCCAAGGCUGCCAAGGAGGCCGUUGCUGCCGCCGAGAAGAAGGCUGCCGACGUCGAGGCUGCUUCCAAGGCCGCUGCCGAGGAGGCCGCCGCUGCCUCCAAGAAGGCUUCUGAGGAGGCUGCCGCCGCCUCUGCCAAGGCCGUCGAGGAUGCCAAGGCCGAAGCCGCGGCCGCCACUAAGCGUGCUACCGACGCCGAGGCCGCAUCUGCUGCAGCCGCCGAGUCCGUCAAGGAGGCCGCUGCCGCCAAGGAGGCUGCCGCUGCCGCUGCCGCCCAGGUCGAGGCCGCCAAGAAGGAGGCUGCUGAGGCCAAGGCCGCGCUCGAGGCUGCUCAGAAGGAAGCAAAGGCUGCGCAGGAGGCGCUCGCUUCCGCCAAGGAGGGCAGCGCCGCGGCCAAGGAGGCCGAGGCUGCUUCGCAGGAGGCCGAGAUCCAGAAGCGCAUCGACGCCGCCGUUGCCGACUGGAACCAGAAGCACCAGGAGCUGCACGCCGAGUAUGAGACGAUGAAGAAGCAGCAGGCCGAGUUCCUCGCCGAGGCCACCAAGUGGUAA